Microthlaspi erraticum is the source of this 1053-nucleotide messenger RNA. Lineage: Eukaryota; Viridiplantae; Streptophyta; Magnoliopsida; Brassicales; Brassicaceae. The record is from the annotation of a GenBank genome assembly.
AUGCAGUUCAUGUCGAUGCGCUACCCACAUCCGGAGACCAUCAAGGAACUGGGGAUAGAGGAGGAUGUGAAUGGCAUCCUCUACUACACUGAGCUUGGGGAAUUCACAAAACUGGCCCUUCCGGCGUACAGAGAGCCCGUGAUAGAGUUCAUUGCUUCACUACGGCUUAAGUUGCACCCUAAAGAAGCCGCUGCUGAACUCAAGAGGGAUGGGGCCGGAUACAUCACUUUCAAACUCUUGGGGCAGGACUACCUGUUUAGUAUGUUGGAGCUGGAAACCAUUUACCAGUUUGAAGAAGACCGGGGUCUCGACACAGAGGUAUACGUUCCGGCGACAGAGCUUCAUGCCCUUUGGAAGAUCAUCAGCUCAAGAACCUAUCAGAUCUCCAAGAACAAAAGCGGUAAUAUCAAAAACCCGGCCAUACGCUAUGCUCACAAAGUGAUAGCCAACACCAUCUUUGCCAGACAUGACUGUUCGAACGUCACGACGCAAGAACUUGAGCUGCUUGACGCCGGCAUCCUCCAGAAACUGGAAACCUUGGACGACGGAAAGGAGAUGCAAGGGAAUUUGAGGCAAACAAGCAUGGCAAUUGUGAUGGUGAACUCCUUCCUGCACAUCAUGAGGAAUGCAGAACUCUCCUACGAACAAGGCAAAAUCAAGGAGGCACACUUGGUGAUUGGCAGCAUGAUCACUCCGAUCCUCCUUGCCAGCAAAGUCAAGCUCCCGGCCCCUUCACACCCGCCCCUGUUUAUGGAUAUGGAGGCGACGCAACAGUCGAGGGAGAACAAGGGAGAGACGAAGGAGAGCCUUCGGAAAGGAAGCCAAGCGAAGCUUGGUGAGUUCGACUUCACGCCUUACAGCACGGAUGGGUGCGUUCCAGCAAUCGUCAAGGCGCACGAGCACAUUGGCUUACUCCAGAAGUGGUGCAAGAAACAGGAUGAUGUGAUCAAAAAGCUCACGGAGACGGUCAAUGUUCUUCAAGAGAAGCUCUCCUGCAAGUCACCUAAAGCAACCAAAGCGCAUCACCAAUCAAAACCGUGGAGCUACCGUUAA